CUCUGGCCGGGGCUGCUCGGGCGGCAGCAGCGCGCUGCUAGCUCCCCCAGCCCUCCCGCCGGGGCGGCCGGCCGAGGAUGAGGCGGCUGAGCCGCCGCCUGGCUUGGUCGCUCCUGGGCAUCCUGGGACUCGCCGCGCUGCUCCUCUUCUUCGGGGCUCGCAGGAAGUUGGAGGCGGCCGGAGCCCAAGGGCAGACGCCGAAGGGUUCUGAUGUGGACUGGGAUGACCUCUGGGAUCAGUUUGAAGAGAGAAGGUACCUGAGUGCCCGGAAAUGGAAGGGUGGAGAGGACCCAUACCGACUCUACGCCUUUAACCAGCGGGAGAGUGAGAGGAUUCCCAGUGACCGUGCCAUCCGCGACACAAGACAUUACAGAUGUACUACUUUGCACUAUCGUCCAGAUCUUCCACCAACCAGUAUCAUCAUCACCUUCCACAAUGAAGCCCGGUCUACCUUGUUAAGGACUAUCCGAAGUGUUUUAAACCGUACCCCUGUGCACCUGGUCCAUGAAAUCAUAUUAGUGGAUGACUUCAGUGAUGAUCCUGAUGACUGCCAUUUACUGUGCAAGUUACCCAAGGUGAAAUGUUUACGCAAUGGGCAGCGAGAAGGUUUGAUCCGGUCCCGAAUCCGAGGGGCAGAUAUGGCACAGGCGGGAGUCCUGACCUUCCUGGACAGUCACUGUGAGGUGAAUAAGGACUGGCUGCUGCCUCUCUUACAGAGGAUCAAGGAGGACCCAACUCGGGUGGUCAGUCCAGUUAUCGACAUCAUCAACUUAGACACUUUUGCCUAUGUGGCAGCCUCAUCAGACUUACGAGGAGGGUUUGACUGGAGCCUACAUUUCAAGUGGGAGCAGCUUACCCCAGAGCAGAAAGCCAAACGUGUUGAUCCCACCGAGCCGAUUAAGACUCCAAUCAUCGCAGGGGGACUCUUUGUGAUUGACAAAGCCUGGUUCAACCACUUGGGAAAGUACGACACAGCCAUGGAUAUCUGGGGAGGGGAGAACUUUGAAAUCUCAUUCCGUGUCUGGAUGUGUGGUGGGAGCCUGGAAAUUAUUCCCUGCAGCCGAGUUGGCCAUGUCUUCCGGAAGAAACACCCUUACGUCUUCCCAGAAGGAAACGCCAAUACGUAUAUAAAAAACACCAAGCGCACAGCUGAAGUGUGGAUGGAUGAGUUCAAGCAGUAUUACUAUGCUGCCCGGCCUGCAGCGCAAGGAAGGCCAUAUGGAGAUAUCCAGAGCAGGUUGGAACUGAGGAAGAGGUUGAAAUGCCGCACCUUCAAGUGGUACCUGGAAAGUGUUUAUCCGGAACUUAGGAUUCCUGAGGAAUCAUUAUAUCAAACUGGAAUGAUCAGGCAGCGACAAAGAUGCUUGGAGUCCCAGAAGCCUGAAGGCCAGGACUUCCCAGCCCUCAGUUUGAAUCCCUGCAUCACCAGCAAAGGUGGGGCAGCUGUGGCACAGGAAUGGAUAUACACAUACAACCAUCAGGUCCGUCAGCAGCAGCUGUGCUUAUCUGUGCACACCCUUUUCCCAGGCUCCCAGGUGGUACUAUCUCCUUGCAAGGAAGGUGAUGGCAAACAGCGUUGGAGUAAAGUGAGUUCUCACAUUGAGCAUAUGGCCACACGUUUCUGCUUGGAUACUGAAAUGGUGGGCGACACGAAUGAGGGCACCCAAGAGCUUGUCAUCAACCCCUGUGAGAGUAUGGCUAUGAGUCAACGCUGGGACAUGGUGAUGUCCUGACCUCAUGAAAGGAUCCAGUAGCAACACCAGCCAACAUGGCUUCAGUGGAAACAGCCAAAGCACACCAGAGAAGCUCUUGGGAGGUCAGCUGCAAAACCAUUGUGGCCCUUGUUCAUCGCAGAGUAGGAGGAGAAUAAGAAAAUAAGGACACAGGACUCUAGGUUGAAGGAUGAAGGCCAGCUGUGAGGCCUGCAGCAGUUAGUGGCCUGUUGAGGUCAUACAUUCACUGAGUAAGAACAGCAAAAGAAAUAAUCCCUAAAUGUCUUUCAGUAAUAUUGAAACCAGGGGAGAAACCUCCUGGGGAGGGGCCUGCUGAAAUCAAGAGUUUACAGUAUUUAUUGUUUUCACUGUAAAGAAGAAAAACUGGUGGAGAAGCCUUGGAGGCUGGACAUGGAGAGACAAGCAUCUAGUUGGUUGUGGAGGUGGUGGAGCAGGUGGGCAAGGAAAGGAGAUGUGAAGGCAAACGAAAAAGGUCACUGAGGAAAAACUGAAAACACCAAUAAAUCCUUGCACUUUUUAAAACUGAUGCUGUUCAGCUAGUCUUCUGAAGACAGAUGGCUAGAGAGAAGCUGUAUUGCACACUAUACCUUGUAUAUGAUCCAUGUACAUGUCCUGUACUAUAUGCUGUAAAGAAAGAGGCCAUGGUAUCAUGUGGGGAUUGGGCCUAGAAUUAACUUGGCUGGGGGACUUUGCAUCACUCUGUGCUAUCCACAUGUGAAGGGCUAUGGCAUCACUCAAAGUCCAGCCAGUUGCCGGGGCCAAACACGUGAGAUGGUUAACCAUAUAUACACAAGCCUUUCAGAUGCUGUAAGGAGAGUGGUAAUACUGUUAUUUCUCCUUUCUGAGUGGCAUGGGACAUGAAAUCAACCUCAACAUGUUUCUCACUGUUUCAAAUCUGGAAUAGCUCAAUUUUUCCUCUGAAGUAUAGAAGUAAUAUUUUGGUAUUUCAAGGUAACUAUUGCAUUUGUGUUUUCCAAAUUCCUUAGUAAAGAAGCUGGUACUAGGGUCAGACACAGGUGACUGAGGGAACAAAGCUACCCCCUGUUCAGUACCAGCAAAAGUAGUAUCUUCCCCAUGGCUUUUCUCAGGCAAAACAAAGCAGAGUGCAUUGCUUCUUGAAGUACCUCUUUAUCCCUCAGUGUUGAAUAUUGAAAGAAUGGUUUGAAAUUCCCAUUAGCUUCAUCACUGAGCAGGAACUAAUGACUCAUGGGAUACCUCAGGGCUUUUCUCCCAAGGCCUAGACAGCAAACAUGUUGUAGAGCUGAUGCCUUUAAGUUCCUGGGUGCAGUCAUUGCUUAGAGAUUGCAUACCAAGAUAUAGGAUAGGUUGUAGGGGUGGGUGAAGCAGUUAGCUGGGAGAGCAAACAGUAGAAACCCCAGAAUGAGAAAUGUUGAAGGGGAAACCCCAAGGUCCUUUCUGACCUUGUCUCCAAUAUAGGUUCUGGCAAAGCACAGCGGGAUACAGGGAGUAGGACAGGACAAGAGGAUGAGAAUCAUCAAUACAUUUCACAAUGGGUGCUGCAAAGAACUCUGAGGGGAGUUUUUAAGACCCUUAAUGACUUGAAAACCAGUGGAAUUUGUGCUUCCCACUCACUUUAGCUCUUUCAGAAAUCUCAUGCUCCGUGCCCUUGAUCUGAUUGCAGAUCUGUGACCUCAAGAUGAACAGCCCCCUUAUGCCCUGAGCCAUCCAGUUCUCCCUGUGUACCUCCCUGAAUAUAGGAUUUCUCUGCACAAGCUUCUCUCAUCAGCAUAGGAGGGAGUUGCAUGUAUAAGUUACCGUGGUAUCAGGGGCAGUGCCAGAAUAACUAUUUUUAUUUACAAAAGAUCCUAGGGCAUAAAUGCUUUUCCAUUUGCCCAAGAGAUUACUAAUCUAAUGAAGCCACCCUGGUGUGAACCUCAAGGGCUUGCUUUAUGAAAGGGCUCCAGUAAGCUGUCAUUUCACAGCAGUGGGUUGCAUAAUUUCCAUUUCACAACUUUCCAAUGGGAAAUAAUACAAUUACAAAUGGAAUAAGGGGAAAGCAAACACAGCCCCAGUUCAGAGAGAGGUCGUAAACAUUGCUGGUUACUGUGUGGUUGAGUUGGCAAACAGAUAAGCAUCACAGCUGCUUUACCUGCUGCAAGUAACAGACAAGAUGUAAUACUUUUUUAUCAAACACUGUUGGAUGACCGUAAAAAUGUGAUUUUCGCUUGAUCACACCUUUGCCACAUUUGCACUGAGAAGCUUUGACACUAUUUUGUUCCUGCUUCCUACAGUGUAAGGAAACAGAGCACUACCUGUAUACAGUUGAUAGAGGGCUUUUGCACUGCAGCCUUCUUUAGUCAUUAAAUGAACAGCUUGAUUUUUCUAAAUCUGAAGUUCUCCAUCUUGACAGGUUUUCUCCAGCCUAGAACAGUGUGAACAAAGUUUGAUGCAUUCAGUGCAUCAUUUUCCAUCCAAGGGUGAAAACUUCCAUUUUGCUGAUAGCAAAAAACAGCUGUUUGCAUGCGUGUGCGUGCACACAUGCACACAUAGAUAUGGGUGGUGUACACUUGUGUGCAGAAGUUGUGUGCACUCAGCACAUAGUGGUGCUUCCUGUUCCCUCUAUCAGUGUAAGAAACUACCAAACAGUGCUUUGAAAACAAUCUGCUCAGAGGGCCCUUGCAUUUUGUGAAAUCCAGGUUGUCCACACAGGCUUAAUUAGCUUAUUAAAAUGUACUAUAUUUUGGAUUCCUUCUUUUAUGUUUAUUAUUCCCCUUAAAAUUUACUAUGACUAUUAUUAUUCUGCCUGCAAUGAGCUGUGAACUGCAGACCCAUCGAUAGGGUGUCUAGAUAGGCUGUAGUAUUUAUAACUCUGUGUCCUCAGCCCUAAUGCUAUUUGGUAGUUUCUUACACUGAUAGAGGGAGAGUAGAUAAGGCAGAAAAUGAGGUUCUAAUCCUGACUGGGCUUCCUGACUCACUUGGUGACCUUCAAGGAAGUCGCUUGUUCUUGCAACUCAGUGAAAGUCACCUGGAAAACUGGAUUCAAAGUAGUAAACUCAUGGUAGUGUACAGCUUUCUUCUGCCUUUAAAAUAAGCUACAAUGGCUGAAAAAGUUGUACAGAAAAUACAACUACAAAAUAUAUCCAUGUUCAAGUGACAACAAAGUAUAGAUUUUAGUUGGGGAGGGGAAAGUCACGUAGGCACACCCUAAACUGUAAAUUGAUUCUCUUGAUUUCCAGCUCUUUUGUGUUCACCUUCUGCCCAGACCUCCAGCAGUGUGCUUUGCUCCUAGGAGAACUGGUUGAAACAUCACAUUUUAUGAAGCUGUGGGCAAAAUGUAAUGGAAAAUGAACACCUAACUAAGAAAUGAAGGCACUGUGCUCAGAUUCAAAGGCUGAUACCAUCUAAUCAGAAAAUAGAAACGGUAAAGAGGUAGAUGUCAUUUGGAGGAACAGGAAGCAUCACUAUGUGCUGAGUGCUAAUCCUGCCACUUUCCCUAAUUGUAGGGGUAGGCCAGUUUGGAGCAACCAUCUUUAUUUUCUUGCCUCAGUUUUCCCAUUUGUAAAAUGUGACUAAUAGUAAACUAUACCCAUCUCGCAGAUGUGUUGUGAGGAUGAGUUAAUGAAUAGUGUGGUGUUUUGACCUGGCAGCACACAGAGUAUUAUUAUCCAUUUUAUGUAUUUUGGCAGCCACUACCUAGUCCAGCACACCAAGAUAGGACCAGUGAGAUCCAAAGCUAAUCACAUUAAUUGCCACAGCCUAUAUAAAAGAUCUAGGCUGUAUUGUUGUCACAGAUUAACAUCCUUUAUGGGUCAGGCAUAUAAAUCACACAGAUCACAAGGUUCCAGCAGGACCUACAUGUCUCAUCAAACUAACCUGUGCAGCUCAAUUUGUGGUUGUGUAUUCAGACAUAAAUCUACAGGCCAAGGAUUAUUUGUAGAAAUUAUAAAUCAAGUAAUCUGAAUAACAAACUUGAGAAAAAUCAUCAACUGCUAAAGGUCAAUUCACAGGCAGGAAAAGAUGGUAAAGCUUAUCGUUCUGCUGGAUAAACUAUUCUCUGUGAAUUAUUUGCCCAGCACUGAUUUGACUGUUAUGAGUGUUUUGUGCAAGCAGCAAUCCAGCACCUGAAGAAUUAAUCAGUCCUGGAACAUCUGCACAUAAAUUACAGUGAUGCCCAAAAGACCAGAUUCAGUAGACUUGCUCCAGAUAUACAGGGUGUAAAUAUGAGCUGAAUUUCCAUGCAUCUGCUGUUUCCUUACUGACUAGAAGCAGCUAAGAACAGUUUAAAACACUGGUGCAGUUGGCACCUUGCACCUGCUCUCUAAUUGAGUCUAAUUACAAUCUGGGUGAGGCCAGAGAUCAGUUUAGAGCUGGGAAAUAUGCUGGUAAAUCUGCUGCUUUCUCUCCCUUGUUUAUAUAUUUUGUGGUAAAUGACAGUUAAUUCCUCUUAAGAAAAUCUAAAUUGAUGCUUUGUGAUUCACAAGGGAAAAUACGGUAUGCUUGCAAAGAUGUGUUUGUUUCAAUCCCAUUCCAAAACUCCCCUCUGCCAAACACCCAUCUGAUCUCAUUAUAAGGUGGUUGAGGGCAUCAGCCCAGAUAAUGUCCAGUCAUAAAGCAGCUUUGUACCAAAAGGGUUGCAUAGGUAGGCACAUCACUACCCAAGAGAGUUAAAGCUAGUUGUUACCAAAAAUUACCAGAAAUGACAUGAAUGAUAACAAGAGGAUGCUUCCAGAUCAGGCCUGGUUCCCUGUAAAUAGCUUUUAGAAGUUAUAAAAACAUUUAUAGAAAUAUUUUCAGGAAAGGGGAGGGGAAUCAAAAACUUAACUGGAAAUGAGUUUAAUUAUUCUGAACAAACUUCUCCCUGGACUCUGCAACCCAAUCAAUCCUAGCCUUGGGCUAGCAUGUGAGAACCCAAAUUGAUUACAAACAAAAGUGUCCUGAUUAGUUCAUUUCUGUUGUUCAAGCCUAGAGUUCUGCAACAAGCAAGCAGAUUGUAUCAAAGCCAAAAGCAGGCUAGAUUUUUAACUCUCGUCUUUGUUCUAAUAAUCUAAUGAAGUGUUUGUUUUAAUAUAGGGUUUACCUUGCUGGUCCUCCUUUUCACUCUUGCUACAGCACAUACCUUUUGCUGUUCCAUCUAUAAUUCGAUUUCAUCAGCCCUAUGCUGCUUUCUAUAAGUGAUUGGCAUCUUAUUAGAGAUGGGUGAAGCUCAGUGGUUUGUGUCUACAAAGCUGUAACCUACAUCUCGGGUAGCUCUGUCACGGAAGUAAGGAACAUCUCACCUUGCCUUUACCUACUGUGCAAGGAAAUGGGUCUUAUAGCAGGAGAGUGUGAUAUGUAUAUGUUUCCCACCUAACCAAAACUGAGCCCAGAUUUAUCCCAGCCCCCUUUAACAUGAUUUCUAGGCUUUUAACAAAUCUCCAAACCAAGUGAAAUCCACUUAAUUCUGAGUCUUAUGAAAUCACAGGUCUUCCCUUUGCCUCUAAACUCUUAAAGUUUAAGAGUUUAGAGGCUUAAAGAUGUGUUGCAUCACACAUUAAUCAUGCAUUACUGAGCGUGUUGCAAAUAGACACAAUUGGAGCAAUGCAAGCCCCCAAGUGCCUCCCUGAAGAGGGAGUUCUGUAGUGAAUCUCCUUUCCUCAGCUUUACAGAAAUUAUUCAAGGCUGCUUUACUUGUGGUCAAUUUCCAGUACCUUGAAACUUAUUAUUUUAUAUUUAUAGUCAUACACUAAAUGAUAAAUCUGUACUGGAGGCCCUUUAAUAAUUCUUGUGGCUUAAGUUUAUCGUCUAAGAGAUGACAAUUCAGCUAUAAAAGAGGGAUUGUAUACUGGGCAUUUGGUCUAUUUUCUCUAGCAAAAGCUUCUAUUCUUUUGUAAUGCUGAGUCAACGCCAGCAUACUAGUAUAGUCAUUACUUGACGCUAGAGUAUCAUUAACAGUUCUUACUCUCAAGCCAAGCUAACAUGAUUUAGAGAGACUAUUAUUAACUAUACCAUAUCUAUUACACCAGUUUUAGUUCAUCUUUCUUUGUGGAUUUCUGUGUGUCCAGCCAUAAUAGUAAUCAAAUGGGACCAGAAGAAAAUGAGAAUGGAGUUACUUGCUGAGCACACCUUUUUCAAAGCAGCCUGUAAAUCCACUAGCCAAAUAAAAGCCGGCUUGCAAAACAAAGGAGUGAGUCGGCUCCUUAAUUACCUGUAACUGCCUUCCUUUGCCCAGUGUGGGAUCAAGGUAGAAUUGAGGUCUUGAUAUGUGCGUCAAGCCUUUGAGCUUCUUAUAUUCCAUGCUAUAAAUGCAAUAGCAACUCACAGUCCCCAAAACUUGAAAAAAUGCAACUGGGAGGGAUGGGGCUCUGUCAGGAGAAGGUUUGGGGAGGGUCAGGAAGGGAGUCUGUCUGUGAAGUAGGUAUGGCUCUAAGUUCUUAUAACCAGGAUCAGCACUGGAAUUGGGAGGGAUGAGAGCCAAGUAGGAAGUUGCAGUUGGGUUUACAAGAUCCAGUGCAGGCUGUGAAGGUGUUGGGGGGAGGCACUGUAGCUGGGAGGGGAAGUUGGAAGGAUUUCAGUGGGUAGGUGUAGCGAUGCUGUGCUCCAGGGGUAUCUGUGAUGCCCCCUAGUGGCAACGCAACUCAUGCCCUGCUCUGCUCUGUCUCUAGAAUACCCUCCCCUUCUUAUCUGCCAUGCCUUGAUGUAUUUAGUGGAUCAAAAGAGAGGCUGCCUGAAGGUCCUAGAGUGAGCCUCAAUCUGGCUAGCAGGUCCCUCCUGGAUUCCACUGAUCUCAAUUCUGCCCUUAAGCUGAGCAGGCACUCUUGGUCCAUCUGCAUCCCAGGGUACCUGUAGCCUUAAAGGCCUCUGACCUCCUCUUUAGCCAUGCCCCUGCCUCACAGGUGUCACUGCAUUAGUCCCUCAUCAGACCCUCAGCCUCCUUGGCUUCUGCCUCUACUUUCUAGCUAGGCCUUCUAGCCCAGGUCCACUGUGCUGGACCUGGUUUCUGGGCACCAGCUUCUGUCUCAAUUGCUUUAAUCCUGGGGCCCCUGGCUCCAUCUCUGCCCUGCCUUGGACAGUGAGCCUGCUUUGGCUGUGUCUGGGCACUCUGGCCCCUACUUGGCUUCAUCCUGCACUAGGCCACCAUCUCCUGCUGGGCUGUAGCCUGUCUUUGGGGCUCAAGCCUAUUUUGCGUCCUGGCCCCCUCAGCCCUAGGCAGGCUCAAGACACUCUCAUGCCCUCAGGCACUAUUAGGACCUCCGUACCACCCCUGCUAGUCCCGAACCUAAAGCGCCAGUUUAAACUGAACAAAGGAACAUAAGCACUCUGGCUCUAACAUAACUACUAGUUCCCUGGCUGUAUACCAAUACCCUACUCCCCUGGGUCCUAAUCUUCUGCCAGCCCCAGCCUCUUGUCCUCCAGCAUAGCAGGAUCUCAGGCAUGUUUGUCUAGAGUUGCUUGCCCCUCAGAGCAGGGACUGCAUUUUGUCCAUGUUGGUUUCACACUUAGCACAAUGGGGCUUUGAUCUGGAUUGGGGCCUGUGGCCAUUCCAGCAACACAAAUUGUGAAACUAUACCAAGUGCCACUCUCUGCCCCGCACAGGUUUAAGAGUUAAAAAGUUCCUUUAUGAGGUCAGAAGACCCCUUGGUUUUGCACUGUUUCAGUUGUGGUGGUAUAUUAAGCACAAUAAAAGCCAAGCCUUGAUUUGAGCACGGUGUGUGCUUGAGCAUGCACUUUCCACAUUCAGUCUAUGCAGCUUUGCAUCCCAAACUGCUUAGUACAUUUGCAGUGGAUCUUUAGCUUGAAAGAUCACAGCCAUUGUAACCUGAAAUUGAUUUUCCUCUGCGGAGAGAUGUUUGAAGCAAAAACCAAUUUGGUUUGUAUAAAGUACAUUAGAUAUAAAAAGAUAUCCCUCAGAGUGCACGGGAUCACCUUUGAAACUGCUCUCACCCUACCGUGAAUAACAAGUUUCACAAUAAAGGGAAUUUCUUACAGCC
This is a messenger RNA of Alligator mississippiensis (American alligator), 9661 nucleotides long. RefSeq names its product polypeptide N-acetylgalactosaminyltransferase 14 (gene GALNT14). The transcript has 15 exons. The record is from RefSeq and is a predicted model, not a curated record. Gene Ontology annotation, cellular component: Golgi apparatus. NCBI's taxonomy places the organism in Eukaryota, Metazoa, Chordata, Crocodylia, Alligatoridae. Bases 78 to 1733 code for a protein of 551 amino acids.